Molecule: messenger RNA, 2721 nt
Organism: Orbilia oligospora ATCC 24927
Lineage: Eukaryota; Fungi; Ascomycota; Orbiliomycetes; Orbiliales; Orbiliaceae
Exons: 4
Coding region: 1-2721 (906 amino acids)
Source: RefSeq, a predicted model, not a curated record
AUGACGCGGAAUCUAGAUCUCGGGGCCCGAAAUAGUAGUCCUCCGACAGACGAAUCUCAACGUUCAUCGCACUCCUCUGAUAGUAUGGUUACGGUACGACUAUCAAAUUCCGAGUCCAUCCCUCAAAAAAGAAUGUCACUCAAGUUGGUCACUGAUGACCAGUCAACCGGCCCAAGAGCCCUCACUGAUCCCGUUAUCGGAAUCUCACGACCGUCCCCUACAUCUCCCAUUGGGGCUUUUCGAAGAGAUAGCAUGAGCUCCGAACCCGAAGAAAGCACGGUCGACUGGGCGGAGCUGGAGCGCUCGGAAGAAAAGGAACUAAGAGACGAUACAGCUGAUGAGAGCACGACUUUCUUACUAGCCCGUCUUGAAAAAGAGAACUCGCGACUCGUAAAUGACCCAAAAGCAGCCCGGGCGGUCCCUGGGCAGCCUCGACCACCCUCCUUGCAUCAUCUUAAAAAACUGAUGGACAAUCCUGAUCCUGCUACCCUCAGAUAUUCGAUGCUCCCUUCGCCGCCGCCAUUGACUGAUCUCGACUUCUAUGCGGCUUUGGUAAAUGACUAUCACCGAACGGCUAUGAGGCUGCCUUUUCUUCUUAGUAAAAAGAUAAGGAGUGGCAUUCCGCCCCCGUUGCGUGGUGUGGUGUGGAUUUCUAUGUCAGGAGCCCGUGAUUCGAAUCUAGAGUCAACAUACGACCGACUUCAAGGAGAAUCUUCUCCGUACGAGCACCUUAUCGGCAAGGAUCUCGAUCGGACUUUCCCGGGGGUUGAUAUCUUUUCGACGGCUGGGGGCGAAGGGCAACGAAUGCUUGGUAGAGUCCUCCGAGCUUUUAGCGUUUAUGAUACACAGAUCGGAUACUGCCAAGGGCUCGGCUUCUUGGUUGGACCCCUUUUGAUGCAUAUGGGCGAAAGAGAAGCGUUUUGCGUCCUUGUUAGGCUUAUGGAAAACUACGAGCUCCGUUCCUGUUUCCUACCGAAUAUGUAUGGAUUGCAGCUACGGUUGUAUCAACUCUCCAACUUAAUUGCGAUUCAUCUUCCAGAGCUUGCUAAGCACCUUGACGAACUCGGGAUCCAGGCAGAAUAUGCCACACAGUGGUUUUUGUCCUUUUUCGCUGUUACUUGCCCUCUACCAAUGCUUCUCAGGAUAUACGACGUGAUCUUCCUCGAAGGGGCCCCUGAAACGAUCAUGCGUGUUGCAAUCUCUCUUCUACGCCGUAAUGAGGCCCGUCUCCUCGCCAGCCACGAAUUCGAAGAAGUCAUGCAGAUGCUGUUGGCUCGGGGCUUAUGGGAUACUUACAAAUGUUCUGCCGACGACCUUGUGAAUGAUUUCAGUAGCCUAACCGGGAUGGUCACGAGGGAAGGCCUGAUGGAGCUAGAAGAGAAGUUUAAGAAAGAACACCCAGAAGAAGCCCAUGUUCCAUUUCAGUCCACAAAACCACAGGAAAAUAGUGUACAAGCUGUAGCAGCGAGAUUUCUAGGGAGGUUUUGGGCGAUCCAAUCCCCACGGGAAAGCACACCUUCGGUGAAUCUUAGUGCAUUGCCAGUCCCUACAGCGUCUCGGCCCAACAGCACGAUCAUGCGAAGGACCGGGUCGAAGCAAAGCAUUGCUACAAUGAAUUCGCUAGACUGUGCGGUCUCCGAGAUAGGAAGCGUACACCAGGAGGCAAAUUCGUCAACAGAUGAUCCUCGGAGUUCUAGCAAAUCAGCAUCCUCCUCAGCCCGUAAAAACAAGGAAAACGACUUGCACAAUCAGAUUGAAGAUCUCCUCGUUGCCAUGAGUGCGUUGCAACGGGAGCAUGCUGCGAAGAUCGAUGAACUACAAGCGCUACGACAGGAGAGGGCGGAGGAGCGCCGGUUAUCAAAACGAUUGGUAGCUCUGGUCGCGCAGGAGCCAGCUCAACCGAAUGAUUCUAGUUCUGAGAUUGCAGAGCUGUGUAGUCAGCUUUCCCAAAACUUCGACGAAUUUGAAGACCCUGCUCAGCCGCGCCGAUCGUAUAAGGAACUCGCCGAGGAACUAGAACGAGCAAGGGAAAAGUUAAGGCAAGAGGUAUCGCGGACGAAAGAUCUCCAGUCACAGUUGGUUGAUAAGGAUGGGGAGGUUACUCGAUUAAAGGGGCAGGUGGCCGAGUCCAGGUCCCGAUGGCAGGAUUCUCAGAAAGAGAAGCACAGGCUCGAGAAAACAAUCAGCGAUCUUAAAGCCCGCAAAGAUCUUCCCAAACACGUUACUGCCGAUUUUGACCAUCAUGACGCUAGUCCAACGGCGGAAACGGAGAAGCAGCCCAAUGGGCUCCGAGCAUUCAAGUUAAACCGGACCGAUAGCGGCGCUAAUACCAGGCCCAGGCAGGCUCCCACAUCCACCCCGCCAACGUAUAACAAGCGUUCAAGUAGUCUCGGUAUUCAGCCACUACUUCAGAGCACUGAUAACCAAACUCCUGCGUCAGCUGAUGCUUUGUUGCUAGAACUAGUGCAAGCGAAAACAGCAGAAGCAACAGCGAGGCAAGAAGCCGAAGAAGCUAGGGCGAAACUCGAGGCAAUGCGGAAAAUGCUCACCAACAGCACCCCCCCGUCCAAAGCAUCGAUAGAACGGGCCAACACGGUAUUCAUGCCUGGCCAAACUACAACAAUAUCUUCGAUGGGGCCUCCGUCUUCAGCUAAUACGUCUAAUACGGGGGCAUUUGGAAGAUGGGCACCAUGGGGUCGCAAGUCGUCGGGUACUGAUUGA